GCUUAACGGUGACUGUGUUGGAAUCAGAACUAAACUCGACUCCGCGCAGUUCGAACGUGAGCGUGCUCCACUUAUUCUACUGUUUUCAAUUGUAUGUACGGAACAGGAAUAGCAUGAGGUCGCUACGGAACGCCGCUCAACAGUUCUUCGGCUGCAUAUUUCCAGUCUUGUUUGUAUGGACAUCUUUAGCUCAUGCUGCCAAAAGGAGCUCCACCCAUGACAUGAAAUUAGUUUGCUAUUAUGCCAACUGGGCCAUCUAUCGGCCAGGUUUUGCCAAAUUCACGCCAGAGAACAUCAAUCCAUACAUGUGCACGCACCUCAUCUACGCAUUUGCAGGAAUGAACAAAGAUUAUGAACUAAAACCUUUCGAUUCGUAUAAUGACAUACAAUUGGGUAAUUACAAGAAAUUUACCAAUCUCAAAACAUAUAAUCCGAAGUUGAAAGUCAUGAUAGCAGUAGGAGGAUGGAAUGAAGGAUCUAAAAGGUUUUCGAAGUUAGUGGAGUCCAGUUCUACCCGCCAGAGAUUCGUAAGAAGUGCUGUCAGUUUCUUGAGAAAGCACGGAUUCGAUGGCUUGGACCUCGAUUGGGAAUAUCCGGGUUUCCGUGACGGAGGACAAGACGAGGAUAGAGAAGGAUACGCAAAGCUUGUUCAGGAACUUCGAGAAGCAUUCGAUUCUGAAGAAAGCAGCGGUAAAUCCAAACUAUUGUUGACUAUGGCCGUUCCUGCCGGGAAAGAGUACAUCGACAAAGGAUACGACAUCCCAAUCCUUUCCAAGAACUUGGACUUCUUCAAUUUGUUGACGUACGAUUACCACACGGCUCAUGAACCUGUCGUCAAUCACCAUUCACCGCUCAGGGAGAUGCCGGGACUUGAAGAAUGGGAUCCUAAUCGUAUCCUCAAUGUGGAAUGGACGGUGAAACACUACAUCAAGAAAGGUGCCGAUCCCAAGAAGUUAGUGGUUGGAAUUCCGACCUAUGGACGAUCUUACACGCUCUCAGACCCGGAUGAAACGGAUAUUGGCUCUCCUGCUGAAGGACCAGGAGAAAAAGGAGAAGCAACCAGAGAGAAAGGUUACUUGGCCUACUACGAGAUCUGUAAGAUGAUCCAAGAAGACGAAUGGGACUUGGAGGCUCCCUAUCCUGAACUUAUGGGUCCUUAUGCCUACAAGGACAAUCAAUGGGUUGGAUUUGAUGAUGAAGAUAUCAUCAUAGAAAAGGUAAAAUUUAUUUUCAGUGAAGGUCUUGGUGGAGGAAUGGUGUGGACACUAGAUAAUGAUGACUUCAGGGGGAAAUGCUAUGGAGAACAGAGUCCAUUGAUUAAUACGUUGAAGAUGGCUUUGGAAGAAGGACCAGCUUUGCUGACGCAAAAAUCAACAACAGCAGCUCCUCGAACCACUCAAAGAGCGAGUCGACGUCAGCAAGUUGCCAAAACAACAGCAAAGGCAAUCAAAUCGACCACACCUCCACCCUUCACUACACCAGAUCCCGGUCCCGAGUUUAAGUGCGAAGAUGAAGGUUUCUUCAACAACCCAACAGACUGCAAAAAGUAUUUUUGGUGCUUGGACAGCGGUCCUUCUAAUUUGGGCCUAGUUGCCCACUCAUUUACUUGCCCAUCAGGACUGUACUUUAACAAACAACGCGAUUCCUGUGAUUAUGCCGCUAAUGUCGUAUGCAGAGUUAAGAAGACAACGACUACAACUACAACACCAAGACCUCGCCCUCGACCACGUUCUAAGAAGACCACCACAACUACUACUACCACAACCACCACUACAACAGUCAGACCAUCUGUAAAAGAAAUACCGAAAGAGAUACAAAAUGAUUUGGAUGCAUUAAAAACGCCGUUGAAUGCUAUCAAUAUGAAUAGCCAAAGUUUGAUGGAACUCCUACAAUUGUUACAGCAGCUGGGAGUCAACCAGAUUCAUGAUAAACUCCAUGGAAGGGAAUCCGUUGAAGCUACUUCGACUGUGAGCCCAACAUUACCCGAAUAUAGAUCGCCCAAUAGAAGGAGGCCUACCACAACAGAAUCCACCCCGCAAGCUGAUAUUUUUAACCAAUAUGCAAAGCCGGAUCGUAGUGGUAAGAGCGAACAGCAGCAAUCUCGAAGUACCGUGAGGCCUCGAGGACCACAGUUUCACAUUCCUGUUCCAGAAGCAGAAGAAGUACUCCACGAGGACAUCUUUGAUGAAGAUACCACAACUUCUUCUGCAGAAGACAAGGGACAAGAUGGGUUCGAAUUUCCUUUCGUAUAUCACACUCCUAGUAGACAUAAAUCGGUCACAACGACAUCAGAAGUGGAUGACGUCAUUGACGACUAUGAUGAUAUAACAACCGUCAAACCUACAACAAAACCAACUCCUACAAGCAGGAGAGUAGUGGUGCGAGUAAGACCCGUUCCAGGUGAAGGAAAAAAAAGAAAUCCUCCAGGAACGCUGCUUAUAUCAACCAAUACCGACAGUGAUAAACAACAAAGAAGAAGGAAUAAUAAUUAUGUCUUAGCUCAGACUGUAGGAGUACGUCGAGUGGCGAGGCCGAAUGUUCUAGAGGAAGUGGCAACAAAAGAAGUUACUACUCCUAAGCCUUCUACUCGCAGAGCGAGGCCUGUUACUAGGCCACCUACAACAACAACAACAACACAGACAUCUAGGUUCAGAGGCCCUCCAGCACCUAAAGAGUUGAUAGUUCUUCCAACCGGGCGUCCAGCUGUUCCAGCGACGACCAGGAGGUAUACACCUAGUCAACAGGAGCCUAGAGAACCAGCUCUGGCUUUGUUGCCGGACGGGAGCAUUACGUGCCUAAGGAGGGGUGUAUAUCCUCAUCCUAAAGAUUGUGCCAAAUUCCUCGUGUGCGUCCCGGCCGACAACGUGGACGACGAAUAUGAUGGUUAUAUUCACGACUGUCCAAAAGAUACAUUUUUUAUGGAAAACAAAAACAGAUGCGUGCCAGGAGAUAAGAGCAGUUGCAGCUCAUAGAAAAGAAACGAAUGCUACAACUGCUUUCAUUCUGGGACUUUGCUGUUAUUUCUGGAGACCAGGAACAUCUGUAGGCAAUACUGUACAGAACAUCUCAAAUCUAAUUCUUUUUCGAUGUAGGGACUUUUAGGGGAACAAUUGCUAUCAGAAAAAGAAUUAAGGCUGAAAGUGAAUGAUAAUAACAAAUGUAAAUUCAACAUCAGGAGUAACCAACUUUAUAUUUUUAUUAAGCAGCAAUAAAACUGCUGCUGUAUAAAAAUAUAUAAUUUCAGUUACAUAUUUAAUAAGCUUUCAAUGUUAAAACUGUUUUCGCAAAAAUAGCUACAUUAUAUCGUCAAACAUUGUAAUUAAAAGUAUAUAGCAUAUAAAGACAAAAAAAUGUAAAAGUAACCAUAUUUACAUUUUAUUGUGGCCAUGAUCCAGAUUUAUCUUUGAUAUCUCUGGUGUACGUCAUAUCAUAUCUAGGAUAAAUCUUGAUCAAGUCUUGUCUAGGAUAAGUCUCUAGCUUGUGUGUUUGGUCACUUAUCUUAGACUGAUCUAGACAAUCAUCCUAGACACAGCCUGCUUUAAAUUUCAUCCUGAGCAUUUUAAAUGCUAUUUAACUAAAGAGCAUGUCUAGGAAAAAGUAUAAGGAAAUAAACCCUGUAAUUUCCGUAUUUGGAACAUUUUGUGUGAAAAAUACAUUAUCUUAACUUCUUGUGCCUUGAUCAGCCAAAUCACAGCAUAGAUGCCUUACAAUGUACUGCAAUUUUCUUACACAUCACAGAGGAUACCAUAGUACACUUUACAGAUACUAUAACUUUUCCAAUUGAUCAUUAUUGAUAUUCACUUAACUAAGAUUAUUUUACCGAUUAUCAUAUUAUGUUAUUUAAUUUCAGUUUUCUGCGAAGUAAUUGUGGUGAUCGGCAUCGAUCGAUAAAGUCUUUGAGAUGGAUUUUGUUGGCCAUUCCUCUUAUAGACCUUUUGUGAGAAAGCAAAAACAAUGCAUUAUGUAGUAAUCUCUGACUUACACUGUCAUCACUUAUGUCUCCUGAUCUUAUGUCGCGUCCUAAAUAGUAAGAAAUGGGAAUUUUAUGCAGUUCGGAUAUUCUAGAAAGGAUUUUUAUGGAUCAUUUUAAGUGAAUUUAAGAACAAGAAUUCGUGUCUCGAAAUUUCAUAUCUAAAGCGUUCUCGAAGAAACUGAGAAAGACGAUCCUAAUUGUAUGGAGAAAAGGAGAGAUCCAUGUGGCUUCAAAAUUACAUGAAAUGCUAAAUCUCAUUAAAGCGAAGAUCUUUGAAGGCAAUGGCUUGAGAGAGUAACAAUAACCACAAAAGAAAAGUGCAGGGAACAUUCGAAACAUUUUGGGAAGGGAUCCUGCUAAAACCUCUCUGAGUUGGCUUAACAGUCUGCAGUUGGCUCAAAGGCAUCUAAACUGAGAUAAUGUCUGUGGUUCCAUACUUCAGUAUGGGAUUUCUUUCACUCUUCAAAGAGCAAUUAUCACAAGAAGCUCGUUUGGUUUCAUAAUUUUGUUGUGUAUUGACAAAAAUUUUAAUAUCAUUCAAGUUAGAGAUUUUAUUUAAUGCCAAUGAAUAUGACCUUAAUUUUUAAUGAAAACUAUGUUGAACAGCACUUCCUACUUUAACACACUGUAUAGUUUUAAUAUAAAAUCCCAAUUUUAAUUGUGUCUAUGGAAAUAUUUUUCGACUUACGUCAUUAGUCUAGGAAGGAAUUAUUAUGUAACUUCGGAGUAUUACUGUACUAUGAUGGUACAAUCUGCUAGUUAUUUGUGACAUAAUAUAUGUGGCCUGCUUUAGAAGGACUUAGCUGCAUGUAGUCUAGCUACAACAUGCCAUUUCUCUAAUGAGAAACAGAAGACAUAGCAUAAUGUAAAUUUAUUUUUAAUUCAGCUUUCUUUAUUGCACUUAAGCUUAUAUAAUAAGCUUCCUGUAAGAAUUUUAAAUCAUGUCAGUAUUAUGAAACUAUUUUCACUGGUAGAAUCUACUCCACUUUGUGUAAAAGAUUCCUGUCAAAAUUUCACAUAUGCCUAAUCUCUGUUACUGGAUGAACUUCAUUUAAUUAUUUUAUUUCCUCUAUCGCUCAUUUUAAAGUAAAGAUUAUAUCUGAAAGAGGACCACCCUAAGAAACUAAUAUUAGAAGUUUCAAAACAUGGACACAUCUGACAAAUGAAUUGUGUAUGACAGCCUUUACCUCAAUCAUAUAUAAUUUUAGAGAAACUUUCGUCCGUGAGAGAUCAAAAAAAAUAUAUUUCCUCCUUUUAUGGAAAUGGUACAGAAUUAUUGUAACUAUAUUUCAUAUUAUUUAAGCGUACGGGUUUAAAAUCGAUAAAUAAUUAAGGCAUUCGUAGUCAAAAUGGGUUACCUUACAACCUACAGAACUUCACGUUUUGGAGAAUUAUCCAAAGUGUCUAAUUCUUGGUGGAAUGUUAAGCUACUUAUCGCUAAGUAAUAACUGAAACUUGGGAAACGUGUAAAAGAUAGUUUAUUUAAAACUGAAUAAGACGAACAUAAGGCACUUCUAAUGCUUACAGCUCCUCCAGCAUUUAGGGUGAGAAACUUAAAAGCAGUACGUCAAAUAUAAGGUUUAAGUUUAAAUAAACUAAUAGCCAAAGACUACACAGAGAACUUUAACACGAAGUUAACUCAGAAUUUCAUCGACGUGUAUUUCAACUGUCUGCAAUUAUAAUACAAGGCUGAAGACACGAAACAUUAUCUAAAUCCACGUCAGUAGCCUACUAACGUGGCUACGAGGGGCAGAAUACGCUCCAUCUCACAAUCUCAAAACCCUAACUUAAAAUACACGCGAACUAAAUUUGCAUUCUGGUGGGAAAAUUCAAAGGGAGUUGUUACGGUACAGAUCCAAAAAUAAAAUAAUUGGGUAAUCAAAUUAAAGGAAUCUCACGAGGUAAAUUAUCUUAAUUACAUUUGGUUCAAUUUAGAGACAGCCUCUGUCUCUUGAAUAAAGUCUCUAUCUCUUGAAAAUAUUUUGAAUUCUGUUCCUGAUAGGCGAUGAAUAUGCAUGUGUCUUACGUUUUGCAAAUUCUUACUUGCAUUUUCAAAAUUGUGGAAUGAUACACUUUUUUUUUUCGAUUGCCUUACUCGUUAAGGUACUACUUUGGUAGACGGCGAUUUUUGGCGAUUUACGUUGGCGCAAUUGUUGGCGCGAUUUUCACA
Messenger RNA from Stegodyphus dumicola, 6143 nucleotides. RefSeq lists its product as uncharacterized. Lineage: Eukaryota; Metazoa; Arthropoda; Arachnida; Araneae; Eresidae. Gene Ontology annotation, molecular function: chitinase activity; chitin binding. The record is from RefSeq and is a predicted model, not a curated record. Gene Ontology annotation, cellular component: extracellular region. Gene Ontology annotation, biological process: carbohydrate metabolic process; chitin catabolic process.